UUAAGAAGUUAUUAUGCUUGUUCACCUUCAGAGCUGCUACACAGCUGCGCACCUACGGAGUGUGAAAAACAAGUAUAUUAAGUUAACCCUAGUUAGUAAGUUUUAGUAAGUGUUUAAGCAGCGAGGUAAAUAUGACAAACACAGAAGGUUCUAAACUUGCCGUUGGAGAAGAAGGCAGUGGGACAAACGAGAAAAUUAAGCUGCAAAGUGAUGCAUUCUUUAACGAACUGGCAAAACGAGUUAGCCUGAAACAGGUCCUACCGUCUGAAGUAGGUGUUAUUCUCCAUCUCAGCGUUCUCAAGGAUAACCAGAUGGCGGCUAGAUGGACUUUAGAUCUGAAAAAUGGAAGUGUGUACAGAGGGCUGCCUAAAGAUGUAGUAGCUGAUUAUACCGUAACCAUAGAAGAUGAUGAUCUAGUUCGAAUCAUAACAGAAAAACUUGACGGAGAAAAGGCUUUCACGUCUGGGCAAAUUAAAAUCUCCGGUGACGUGCAAGCUAUACAAAGUCUCCAGGAAUUAUGGAAAAAUCAACAACUUGACACAAAAGGCUCAAAUAACAAUACAUCAUAUUCUGCCAAGCCUUUACUUGGCCUGAAAAGUGAGCUGGUAUUCAAUGUGAUUAAGACAGUUCUACAAAAAGAACACGGUAUUUCUGAUCAAAUGAAAGUAACAUUUCAUUGGAAAAUUACCAAGAAAGGAAAGAUUGCUAAAGAAUGGACACUGGAUUUGAAAAGUGGGCCGUUUGGCCAACUUUACGAUGGACCACCCAAAAAUGGACAAUAUGGUUGUCAGCUUAUGAUUGAUGACGACGACAUGAUUUCGUUGAUACAGGGAAAACUCAACGCACAAAGGGUGGAAUUCUUGGGUUGA
Messenger RNA from Limulus polyphemus (Atlantic horseshoe crab), 869 nucleotides. RefSeq lists its product as uncharacterized. Lineage: Eukaryota; Metazoa; Arthropoda; Merostomata; Xiphosura; Limulidae. The record is from RefSeq and is a predicted model, not a curated record. Gene Ontology annotation, cellular component: cytosol. The transcript is spliced from 9 exons. The coding region runs from base 132 to 869 and encodes 245 amino acids.